UCUGGGUACUUCACAUCAGCUUGUAGUAUCUAAGUAAACAGGCUGCGAGGAGUAUUUGUUUUUCCAAUCAGUGCUGGUUUGGAAUACCUAAAGUGUUAACUUGUUUGUGGAUCUGCUCGUGAUGUAAACAAUGAAACAAAACCUCCGAUGACGAGUUAAGAUCAAAUUGAUUGGUUUGAAUAACAACAAGUGUGUAUAAACUUAGUGUUUUGUCUGGAAGGCAGUGCUCGAUAAAAUUCCGUGCAAUAGUUCGUGCAAUGUUUUAAGAUGAUUUCGCAGAAAAUAUAUCCCGACGUCGGCUCGAUGUCGACAUCCGCGAACGGCAUGUCCCCGAUGACCUCGAGUUACAUGAACUCCAUGUCCUGCGUUUCCAUGGCCCCCAUCACGGGCUCUUCGCAGGCCUCCUCGAUGUUCGCCCCAGGUGGCAUGCUGGGGUCCGGGAUGACGGCGCAGUGCCGCAUGUCGCAGAUCCAGGAGUCCACCCAGCUGGGCGGCUACACGACCAUCGGAUCUCCCGUCUCGAAUAUGGGCGCUUGCAUGGGCCCAGGCUCCAUGUCCCUCAACACCCACCAAAGCUACAUAGGCGGCCGAGGAGAUUUAGGCGGCGGCGACACCUCGCCCAACACGGCUUUGCAAAGGGCCCGCGCGGAUAAAUCCUACAGAAGGUCCUACACCCACGCGAAACCGCCUUACUCCUACAUUUCCCUCAUCACGAUGGCCAUCCAGAAUAGCCCGCAGAAAAUGCUCACCCUAUCGGAGAUAUACCAGUUCAUCAUGGAUUUGUUCCCGUUCUACCGACAGAACCAACAGAGGUGGCAAAAUUCGAUCCGUCACUCCCUCUCGUUCAACGAUUGCUUCGUCAAGGUGCCCCGAACGCCCGACAAGCCCGGCAAAGGUUCCUUCUGGAGUUUGCAUCCGGAAUCCGGAAACAUGUUCGAAAACGGUUGUUAUCUGAGGCGGCAGAAACGCUUUAAGGACGACAAGAAGGAGCCUGUGAGAUCUUCGCACAAAAGCCCGUCUCACAGCAUAGACAACAGCAACAGCUCGGGCAAGAAGACCCCGUUGCACCAUCCCGACGAUAAAUCUCACCACCUGGACAAGACCGACAACUUGAACAACAUGCUGAACAUGCACUCGUCGAAAUUGGACGUGGAUCAGCUGAAUCUUCUGCACUCCAACGAUCUGCACAACAUGCACAAUCACCAUGCCCAAAGCAUGUCGCACGAGGAUCAACUUUCCGCGAUGCUGAACAGGAAUAACCACUUGCUAUCCAACGAGCACCAGGCGAUGCUUCACCACGGUAGUAUGAACCACCAUUUGAAGCAGGAACCCGCAGUUGGUUACACCCCUUCGAACCACCCGUUCUCGAUCACCAGGUUGCUGCCCGCGGAAAGCAAAACGGACAUCAAGAUGUAUCCGACGGAUAUGGGCUACGGAUACCAGACGCUGAGCCCGCUGCCCAACUCGAUACACUCCACGUCGAUAGGCAACGAUUAUUACAACAGCCCCUCGCUGUACCACCCCACGGGCACCACCACCUUGUGACAAUACCCCCUCGCCUAAGGCAACAACAAUUUCUCGAAAUUUUGUACAUAGAUUCUUCUUGCAGCCAUUGUUAUUGACUAUUUUGUGCAGUGUAAUAUAGUUUUUAUUUUUCAUUUGUUCUUUGCAACACACACAAAUUAGGUGUAUCUACAUAGUUUUGUAAGUCUAGAGAGAGGAACCCAAUCGAUUUUCUUCCGAUAAUCUCUAAAUCGCGAUCUGUAUUUUGUCUGAAUAUUAAAUAUUAAUUUAUUUUUUUGCUAUUCCUCGAUAUUAUCAUGUAUCGUACCGCUUUUUAUCGAAAAUGAAUACUGUUAAGUUUAUAUUGUAUAAAUGUACAAAUUUUUAUUAACAGAAGGCAUAAUGUUCUAUUAAACAUUUUGUGAUGUUUCAAAUAUAUUUUAUCCCAUAUUUGAAAAAUGUACUUAGGAUAUUUAAACAAAAACAGUUUUUUUAAUAUUAUGUGCAACUAUAUGAACCAAAAUUUGUAAAUAAUAGAAAAUGUAUAUGUAUGUAUAUUGACGGAUUUGUCAUAAAUAACUAAAUAAAUGUUCAGA
Brassicogethes aeneus is the source of this 2099-nucleotide messenger RNA. The record is from the annotation of a GenBank genome assembly. NCBI's taxonomy places the organism in Eukaryota, Metazoa, Arthropoda, Insecta, Coleoptera, Nitidulidae.